Messenger RNA from Scomber scombrus (Atlantic mackerel), 2541 nucleotides. RefSeq names its product cone cGMP-specific 3',5'-cyclic phosphodiesterase subunit alpha'-like. Gene Ontology annotation, molecular function: 3',5'-cyclic-nucleotide phosphodiesterase activity; protein binding. Gene Ontology annotation, biological process: signal transduction; visual perception. The transcript has 22 exons. The record is from RefSeq and is a predicted model, not a curated record. The coding region runs from base 1 to 2541 and encodes 846 amino acids. NCBI's taxonomy places the organism in Eukaryota, Metazoa, Chordata, Actinopteri, Scombriformes, Scombridae.
AUGGCAGACAAAGACACUGUAGAAAAGUUCCUCGACAACAACCCCCAGUUUGCUAAGGAGUACUACGAAAAGAAAGUCAAGGCAGAUGUGAUCACUGCUGCCUUCAACAACCAGGUCCAGGUUAAAGAUCCAGCCUCUUACAAGGAUGUCACUACCAUCCAGGAGGCUGAGUUCAUAUUCGAGCUCAUUAAGGAGAUGCAAGGCAACAACCCGAUGGAAAAAGCCCUACAUAAAAUUCUCCAGAGAAUUGCCCUGUUCAUCCAGGCUGAUCGUUGCAGCUACUUCAGCUACAGGUCUCGUAAUGGAAUACCUGAGCUGAACACCGUCCUCUUCGAUGUGACGCACAAUUCUCCGUAUGACAGAAAUAUAGUGAACCCCAAUGUAGAGAUUGUUUUUCCCACUGACAUGGGAAUUGUUGGAUGGACAGCACACUGCAAGAAGCCUCAGAACAUUGCUGAUGUGAAGAAGAAUUCUCACUUCAGUGACUUUGUGGAUAAACAGACCAAAUAUACCACCAAAUGCAUGCUCACUGCUCCCCUUAUGAGUGGAAAGGAACCCAUUGGCGUCAUUAUGGCACUCAACAAACAGGGUGCUGAUGAAUUCUCAAAGGUCGAUCAGGAGCUCUUUAAUAAAUAUGUGAACUUUGCCAUGAUCGCGGUUCUCCAAGCCCACACUGCUAACAUGUGGGAUGUAGAAUCCAGGAGAAGCCAGGUUAUGCUCUGGUCAGCCAGCAAAGUCUUUGAGGAGUUGACAGAUAUUGAGAGGCAGUUUCACAAAGCCUUAUACACAGUGAGGAUAUAUCUCAAGUGUGAGAGAUACUCUGUGGGACUCCUGGACAUGACCAAAGAAAAGGAAUUCUUUGAUGAGUGGUCAAUCAAACUAGGAGAACAGGAGCCAUACAAGGGCCCAAAGACACCUGAUGGCAGAGAAAUCAACUUUUACAAGAUUAUUGACUACUUGCUUGAAGACAAAGAGGAGAUUAAAGUUAUCCCCGGUCCUCCUGCAGACCACUGGGCUCUGGUCAGCGGACUCCCUUCAUAUGUGGCUGAGAAUGGAUUUAUCUGCAAUAUGAUGAAUGCUGCAGGAGAUGAUUAUUUUUCAUUUCAGAAAGAAGCAGUGGAUGAGACUGGAUGGAUGAUUAAGAAUGUCCUCUCCCUCCCCAUCGUCAACAAAAAGGAAGAAAUUGUUGGUGUUGCCACUUUCUUCAACAAAAAAGAUGGCAAACCUUUCGACGAGAAUGAUGAACAAAUCGCAGAAGCUCUAACUCAAUUCCUUGGCUGGUCCACUCUUAUUAGCGACACAUAUGAUAAUCUCAACAGGACAGAGUGGCGCAAAGAGAUUUCUCAGGAAAUGCUCAUGUACCAGACAAAGGCCACACUAAAAGAUGUGCAGACCAUUCUGAACACUGAAGAAAAGUUUGGAUCUACACCAGAGGACUGUGACCAGAAGGAGAUGUACAAAUUGCUGAGAACCAACAUCCCUGAAUCCAAGAACGUGGAGCUGUUAGAGUUCCGCUUCAGCGACUUCCCCUUGUCAGAGUUAGAACUCGUCAAGUGUGGUAUCCGCUGCUUCUUUGAGCUGGGGGUGGUAGAGAAGUUCAAAGUCCCAGCAGAGAUCCUGACAAGAUGGAUGUACACCGUUCGCAAGGGAUACCGUGACAUUACCUACCACAACUGGAGGCACGGCUUCAAUGUUGGACAAACCAUGUUCAGUCUGCUGCUAACAGGUAAACUGAAGAAGUAUUACUCUGAUCUUGAGGCCUUUGCCAUGGUUGCUGCUGGAUUCUGUCAUGAUAUUGACCACAGAGGAACCAAUAAUCUCUAUCAGACAAAGAGUUUAUCCCCACUGGCAAAACUGCACAGCACCUCAAUUAUGGAGCGACAUCAUCUUGAGUACAGUAAGACACUGAUGGAGGAUGAGAACCUGAACAUCUUCCAAAACCUUCAGAAGCGUCAGUUUGAGACAGUGCAGCAUUUGUUUGAAAUUUGCAUAAUUGCCACUGAUCUCGCACUCUAUUUCAAGAAGCGAACAAUGUUCCAAAAAAUUGUGGAAACUGUAGAGGGUAUACCUGAGGAGAAAGAGAAGAUCAACUUCAUCUCCAACAAUGCAACCAGGAAGGAAAUUAUCAUGGCAAUGAUGAUGACAGCUUGUGACCUGUCAGCCAUUACAAAGCCAUGGGAGGUUCAGAGCAAGGUUGCUCUGAUGGUGGCAGCAGAGUUUUGGGAGCAGGGAGACCUGGAAAGGGAAGUUCUUGACCAGCAGCCUAUUCCAAUGAUGGAUAGAAAUCAUGCUGAUGAGCUGCCCAAGAUGCAGUGUGGUUUCAUCGAUUUUGUGUGCUCCUUUGUGUACAAGGAGUUUUCUCGCUUCCACAUUGAGAUCAACCCCAUGUUUGAUGGGUUGAACAUUAACAGGGGAGAGUGGAGAGCUCUCGCAGAUAUCCAUGAAGCCAAGAUGAAGGCUAUUGAAGAUGAGAAGAAAAAGCUGGAAGGUGGAGAUCAGCAAGAUGAUGGCAAGAAGUCAAAGACAUGUGUUAUCUGCUAG